CGAGAGGCGACGGCUGACACACAAUCAACACCCAACAAGACAAAAUGCCCAAUUUUGCAGGCAACUGGAAAAUGAAAAGCAGCGAGAAUUUCGACGAGUUGCUCAAAGCUCUGGGUGUGAAUGCCAUGCUGAGGAAGGUCGCAGGGGCGGCUGCUUCCAAGCCUCACGUGGAGAUCAAGCAGAACGACGAGCACUUCUACAUCAAGACGUCCACCACGGUCCGCACCACCGAGGUCAACUUCCUCAUCGGUGAGGAGUUCAAUGAGGAGACGGUGGACGGCAGAAAGUGUAAGAGUCUGGCCACUUGGGAGACGGAAAACAAGAUUUACUGCAAACAGACUCUACUGAGCGGGAACGGCCCGAAAACCUUCUGGAGCCGAGAACUCAGAGGGGACGAACUCAUACUGACUUUUGGAGCCGAUGAUGUGGUGUGCACACGGAUCUACGUACGAGCAUAGCAGAAGAAGUCGUCCACAUGUUUCCAAAUUUGAAUGAGAUGCUCUCAUUUAUACAGCAAUGUAUCUCAAAACAGCUGCUUUAGAAACUUAUUGUUUUUGCAUCUUCAUAAAUCACAAUUUCAGAGCUGCAUAUAACUGUUCUGUUCCCACUUUUUGUAUAUAAUUUUUCUAGCAUUGGAAAUUAAACAAUCAAAGUAUGAUUUCUUCUUGUUAUAUUGUUUAACUCACGCUCCAUCUGCAUCUGGGUGUAAAAGACAGAUA
Molecule: messenger RNA, 719 nt
Organism: Scomber japonicus (chub mackerel)
Lineage: Eukaryota; Metazoa; Chordata; Actinopteri; Scombriformes; Scombridae
Product: cellular retinoic acid-binding protein 1
Exons: 4
Coding region: 45-458 (137 amino acids)
Biological process (GO): fatty acid transport
Cellular component (GO): nucleus; cytosol
Molecular function (GO): fatty acid binding
Source: RefSeq, a predicted model, not a curated record